Messenger RNA from Penicillium expansum, 723 nucleotides. RefSeq names its product putative DSBA family oxidoreductase. NCBI's taxonomy places the organism in Eukaryota, Fungi, Ascomycota, Eurotiomycetes, Eurotiales, Aspergillaceae. Gene Ontology annotation, cellular component: peroxisome; mitochondrion. The record is from RefSeq and is a predicted model, not a curated record. Bases 1 to 723 code for a protein of 240 amino acids. Gene Ontology annotation, molecular function: glutathione transferase activity; glutathione peroxidase activity. Gene Ontology annotation, biological process: glutathione metabolic process. The transcript is spliced from 5 exons.
AUGCCUGGCAAGAUUGACGCCUACGUUGACUGCGUGUCGCCAUACUCAUACUAUGCGACGAUUUAUUUACGAAAGCAUCGCAAAGCUCUACAAUCACAUGGUGUCGAGGUUGAGUUCCACCCGGUCUUCUUAGGUGGGAUUAAUGUUGGCUCGGGGAACAAGCCCCCCUGGACACUCCCCGCCAAAGCAAUGUACUCCAAAUUCGACUCGGAGCGAGCAUGUAAAUACUUUGGAGUCCCGCAGAUCCAAACACCAGACUUCUUCCCAAUCCUCUCAAUCAUGGUAUCAUCCUCUCUAUGUCUUCAAACCAUUUCUCCCUCACUAACAAAUCAGCCCCAACGAUGCAUGAUCUACAUCAAAAGUAACUUCUCACGCGAGAAGUACGAAACAACCUUCCUAUCGCUGUGGGAGUGGAUGUACUAUAAAGGCAUCGACAUCAGCAAGCCAGAGAGGCUAGCUGAGCUAUUACAGAGCAAUGAGUACUCCGAAUCGGAAGCCAAGGAGAUCCUGGCUGCGGCAUCGAGCCCAGAAUUCAAGCAGGCUUUGACAGCUAAUACGCAGAUUGCUCUUGAUAAAGGAGCCUAUGGCGCGCCGUGGUUUUGGGUGCGGAAUUCCGAGGGGAAGGAAGAACCCUUUUUUGGUAGUGAUCGGUUUGCGUUCAUGUGGAUGUAUCUCGGUUUGCCGUUUCAGGAUAUUUCGAUUAUUGAGAAGUCGAGGCUUUAG